Peniophora sp. CBMAI 1063 is the source of this 780-nucleotide messenger RNA. NCBI's taxonomy places the organism in Eukaryota, Fungi, Basidiomycota, Agaricomycetes, Russulales, Peniophoraceae. The record is from the annotation of a GenBank genome assembly.
AUGGCGAAUCCUCCCCGCGGCUCCACCUCUACUCUAUUCAAGUUUUCCUCGACGUCGCUCACCAGUUGCGAUAUCCUCGACGCUCGCUCCGCCGAAGUCAAGUACCGCCUUCGCCCAGGUCGCACGCCCGACACGGUUCGCAUCGACCACGGCGGCUUCAUCGGCCUCAAGAGCACCUGUGUCAAUCGCCUCUCUUCUAUCCUGUAUGACGAGCGGGAUAGGGAGCUCGGGCGCGUAUCGUGGGACGCAGAAGGGCGCGGCGUCCGCCUGUGGUUGACUGGAGGGGAAUACGGGAGGGCGGGCAUGGUUUUGCCGCGUCUGUGCGGCGAGGAUGGCACGGCCGAGGCUGAGCCUCGCAUCAGCGCCGGGUGGGAGCUGCAGACCUCACUCCGCGCGACCUGGCGCGCUCACAUCGAGGGUGCCGCUAUGUUCUCCAGCGAGAACGCCGAGCGCAUGCUCGCUCUGCUAUCGCCUGAGAUGGUCCGCGGCUCGGACGGAGUCAUGACGCGCGCAGAUGUUGCUCGCGGUAUAAUGGGGCACAGUUACCUGCGUAUGUGGGUUGCACCUGUAGACGUUGUCGAGACGCUUUUAACUGUAGUCGUCGCCGAGGCUUCCCGCCGCUUUGUAUUCGACCUUGGUUCGCUCGAACCGACGCCGGCGCGGGCUUCGAAAGCCCGUCGCCCAAGCAUAGUCGGGCGCUUCAGUGGACUCAUGCGUCGCUCGACCUCGGACUCGAGUGACUCAGGUCUGUCCUCUUCUGGGACUUCUUCCCGCUCGUGA